GGCCGCGAGUCGCGCCUGGUGGCGGUGGCGGUAACCGCCCCUUCCCUUCUCGGGCCGGGAGAGUUAGGUAGUCACCCAAGAAAACACCAUGAAAGAUCCUGACAUCAAGAGACUACUGUAUGCCCAUCUCCUGUGCAUAUUUUCAGUUAUCCUAAGCACCUUCAUCCCCUCCAUCUUCUUGGAGAACUUCUCAAUACUGGAAACCCACUUGACGUGGCUGUGCGUCUGUUCUGCCUUCGUAACUGCUGUCAAUCUGGUGUUGUAUUUGGUCGUGAAACCGAAGACACCCUCUAAGAGAAGUUCCUUGUCUCACAAGGUAGCCAGAUUUUUGAAAUGCUGUAUCUACUUUCUUAUAUCUUGUUUUGGCUUUCAUGUAAUAUUUGUUCUGUAUGGAGCACCACUUAUAGAAUUGGUGUUGGAAACAUUUUUAUUUGCAGUUAUUUUGUCUACUUUUACUACUGUGCCCUGUUUAUGUCUGUUAGGACCAAACAUCAGAGCUUGGCUGAGAGUUUUCAGUAGGAAUGGAGUGACGUCCAUUUGGGAGAAUAGUCUCCAGAUCACUACAAUAUCGAGCAUCGUCGGGGCCUGGCUCGGAGCGUUUCCUAUCCCACUGGAUUGGGAAAGACCGUGGCAGGUUUGGCCCAUCUCCUGCACGCUUGGCGCGACCUUUGGCUACGUGGCUGGGCUUGCUAUUUCACCACUCUGGAUCUACUGGAAUAGAAAGCAACUUACAUACAAGAAUAAUUAACUGGGAGCAAAAGGAGAAGAUAUUUCUUUGUGCAGAUUUCCAUGAAAACUGUGCAGAAAUACAUAUGGGCAAUGCCAAGCAGUUCCAUUUACAGCACUGUUGUUUUGUUUUAUCUAUGUAGAUAUAAUACGAUGUAAUUGUAGCUUUUUGAAACUAUGAAACCCCUGAGAGAUUGUACCUUCUAUUGAAAUAAAGUAUUUAUAAUAUAGA
Molecule: messenger RNA, 958 nt
Organism: Echinops telfairi (small Madagascar hedgehog)
Lineage: Eukaryota; Metazoa; Chordata; Mammalia; Afrosoricida; Tenrecidae
Gene: PIGF
Product: phosphatidylinositol glycan anchor biosynthesis class F
Exons: 6
Coding region: 89-748 (219 amino acids)
Biological process (GO): GPI anchor biosynthetic process
Cellular component (GO): endoplasmic reticulum membrane
Source: RefSeq, a predicted model, not a curated record